AGCGGGACAGAGAACGGGGAUGGCUAAGCCCUUCUACAGGCUUCAGCGCUUCCUCCGACGGGUGCAGAUGCUUCUCCUCUUCCUGGGCGUGGCCUACAUCAUGGCCGGGAGCGUCCUCCUGCUGCAGCGCUCCAGCCUGGUGGUGUCCCAGAGGGGCUCCGCCAGCCUCCCUCCGCUGCCCUCCCUGCCCUCCCCGCCCAAAGCCGCCGAGCCUCAGAGGGCAGCGCCGAACAGGGAGGGGAAUCCGGGUGACCCCUCCCACAGCAGGAACGGGCCACGCUGGCUCAUGUCCCGGAACCUGGAGAUCCGGCACCUUCGACGGCGCUGGUUCCACAGCCUCAUGACGGAGCAGGAGACCCGGGCAGAGCGAGGGCCUGCGCACAGGAAGGUCGGCCACAAAGGAACCUACAUUGGCUGCUUCUUGGAUGACAAAGUGGAUCGAGCUCUUGGGGGGACUGUGUUUUAUGACUUUCGAAAAAUGACUAGCACCCUUUGUCAAGACACCUGCUCGGAAAGCGGGUACCAGUUUGCGGGGCUGGAGUACGGAGCAGAGUGUUACUGUGGCAACCGCAUCAGCAGCUCCCGCGCGCGGGAGGAGGACUGUAACCUGGACUGCAAGGGGGAGAAGGGCUCCCCCUGUGGGGGUGUGAGCCGCCUCUCCAUCUACAAGGUGGAGGAGCUGCUGCCGGGCCAGCGGAGAUACAGGAAUGUGCGCUAUCGUGGGUGCUUUGAGAGGCCAAAGAACACUACUGCGGCCUUCCUGGUCCACUCCGUCCAGCCCAACCUGACAUCACAGUCCUGCAUCGAGACCUGCACGAACAAGGAGCUACCCCUGGCUGUUCUGAGGAGGCCGGACUGUUUCUGCGGCUAUGUGUCCCUGCUCUUCACCCUCCACCAGCGAGCCGAGGACAAGCACUGUGCGCUGGCCAAUAGCACAGCCCCCACUGCCUCAGCGGACCGGGACUACUACCAGGUCUACCAGACACCUGUGCAAGACUCCAGGUGCACUGAGAGGAAAUUUCUGCCAGAGAAGUCAGAAACACUGGUAGCCCUGUCCAGCUUCCCUGGAGCAGGCAACACCUGGGUACGUCACCUGAUUGAACUGGCAACCGGCUACUACACAGGCAGCUUCUACUUUGAUGGCACCCUCUACAACAAAGGUUUCAAGGGAGAGAAGGAUUACUGGAAGAGCGGGCGGACCAUCUGUGUUAAAACCCACGAGAGUGGGCAGCGGGAGAUCGAGAUGUAUGACGCGGCCAUCCUGCUGAUUCGCAACCCCUACCGCUCCCUGGUGGCCGAAUUCAACCGCAAGUGCGCCGGACACCUGGGCUACGCCUCGGAGCAGCACUGGAGGAGCAAUGAGUGGCCAGAGUUUGUCAGCAGCUACGCCUCGUGGUGGGCGUCCCACGUGCUGGACUGGCUGAAGUAUGGGCGGCGGGUGCUGGUGGUGCACUACGAGGACCUGCAGGGGGCGCUGUUCCCCCAGCUGCGCCACAUCGCGGCCUUCCUGAACGUCAGCGUGACAGAGGAGAGGCUGCUGUGUGCGGAGAGCAACCAGGAUGGCCACUUCAAGCGCUCUGGGGGGCGGCGACAGGGCUUCGACCCCUUCACCCCAGAGAUGAAGCUUAUGAUCGACGGUUACAUCCGCACUGUGGACCGCGCCCUCAGGGAGAGUAACUACACUGGCCUGCCCCAGGAGUACCUGCCCAGAUGAUGAGGGGUGCCCUACACCCUACCCUCCCAGGACGGGCAGAAAGGGGU
This is a messenger RNA of Megalops cyprinoides (Indo-Pacific tarpon), 1761 nucleotides long. It is a transcript of the gene wscd1b, whose product is annotated as WSC domain containing 1b. Gene Ontology annotation, molecular function: sulfotransferase activity. The transcript has 8 exons. The coding region runs from base 20 to 1714 and encodes 564 amino acids. The record is from RefSeq and is a predicted model, not a curated record. Lineage: Eukaryota; Metazoa; Chordata; Actinopteri; Elopiformes; Megalopidae.